Messenger RNA from Zonotrichia leucophrys gambelii, 348 nucleotides. Its product is annotated as olfactory receptor 1G1-like. Lineage: Eukaryota; Metazoa; Chordata; Aves; Passeriformes; Passerellidae. The transcript is spliced from 2 exons. Gene Ontology annotation, cellular component: plasma membrane. Gene Ontology annotation, biological process: detection of chemical stimulus involved in sensory perception of smell; G protein-coupled receptor signaling pathway. The coding region runs from base 1 to 348 and encodes 115 amino acids. Gene Ontology annotation, molecular function: G protein-coupled receptor activity; olfactory receptor activity. The record is from RefSeq and is a predicted model, not a curated record.
AUGCACAAUUCCCUCUGGGACACCAGGACCAUCUCCUUCUCAGGAUGUGCUGCACAGCUCUUUUUUUUUGUGUUUUUCAUGUCAUUAGAGGUUUCCCUCCUGACCGUCAUGAGCUACGACCGCUACGUGUCCAUCUGCAAACCCCUGCACUACGGGACCCUCCUGGGCAGCAGAAUCUUCAGGGCUGUGCUGAGGAUCCCCUCUGAGCAGGGACGGCACAAAGCCUUUUCCACCUGCCUCCCUCACCUGGCCGUGGUCUCCCUGUUCUUCAGCACGGCAGCAUUUUCCUACCUGAAGCCCUCCUACAUCUCCUCCCCAUCCCUGGAUCUGGCUCUUUCAGUUCUGUAG